Molecule: messenger RNA, 1947 nt
Organism: Odobenus rosmarus divergens (Pacific walrus)
Lineage: Eukaryota; Metazoa; Chordata; Mammalia; Carnivora; Odobenidae
Gene: NR1I2
Product: nuclear receptor subfamily 1, group I, member 2
Exons: 9
Coding region: 1-1356 (451 amino acids)
Biological process (GO): cell differentiation; negative regulation of transcription by RNA polymerase II; positive regulation of transcription by RNA polymerase II
Molecular function (GO): zinc ion binding; nuclear receptor activity; RNA polymerase II cis-regulatory region sequence-specific DNA binding
Source: RefSeq, a predicted model, not a curated record
AUGGUUCAGCUCUUGGGUCCACAGAAUCAAAUCCCAAGAGGCCUGGAAGCCAACCUGGAGGUGAGACCUGGAGAAAGCUGGAAACAUGCUGACCUUGUGUCCUACGAAGCAAAUGCAGCUCCUGGGAAGCCUGCCGUUAGUGCAGAUGAGGGAGAUGGGGGUCCCCAAAUCUGCCGUGUAUGCGGGGAUAAGGCGACUGGUUACCACUUCAAUGUCAUGACAUGUGAAGGAUGCAAGGGCUUUUUCAGGAGAGCCAUGAAACGCAACACCCGGCUGAGGUGCCCCUUCCGGAAGGGCACCUGCGAAAUCACCCGGAAGACCCGGCGCCAAUGCCAGGCCUGCCGCCUCCGCAAGUGCCUGGAGAGUGGCAUGAAGAAGGAGAUGAUCAUGUCGGACGCGGCUGUGGAGCAGAGGCGGGCUUUGAUCAGGAGGAAGAAGAGAGAACGGAUGGGCAUUCAGCCCCUGGGAACCAAGGGGCUGACUGAGGAGCAGUGGACAAUGAUCAGAGAGCUGAUGGAUGCUCAGAUGAAAACCUUCGACACCACCUUCUCCAAUUUCAAGAAUUUCCGGCUGCCAGAAGCGCCCAGCAGUGGUCGCGAGGUUCUGGAAUCUCUGCAGACUCCAGUGGGGCAAGAAGCUGCCAAGUGGAGCCAGAUCAGGGCAGACCUGUGCUCGCUGAAGGUCUCUCUGCGGCUGUGCCGGGAGGACGGCAGCGUCUGGAACUACAGACCCCACGCUGACAGCAGCGGGAGAGAGAUCUUUUCCCUGCUGCCCCACAUGGCUGACAUGUCAACCUACAUGUUCAAAGGCAUCAUCAACUUUGCCAAAGUCAUCUCCCACUUCAGGGACUUGCCCAUCGAGGACCAGAUCUCCUUGCUAAAGGGGGCCACCUUUGAGCUGUGCCAGCUGAGAUUCAACACGGUGUUCAACGCUGAGACGGGAACCUGGGAGUGUGGCCGGCUGUCCUACUGCUUGGAAGACCCUGCAGGUGGCUUCCAGCAGCUUCUCCUGGAGCCCGUGCUGAAGUUCCACUACAGGCUGAAGAAGCUGCAGCUGCAUAAGGAGGAGUAUGUGCUGAUGCAGGCCAUCUCUCUUUUCUCCCCAGACCGCCCGGGUGUGGUGCAGCACAGUGUGGUGGACCAGCUGCAGGAGAGAUUUGCCAUCGCCCUGAAGGCCUACAUCGAGUGCAGUCGGCCCCAGCCUGCCCACCGGUUCCUGUUCCUGAAGAUCAUGGCCAUGCUCACCGAGCUUCGCAGCAUCAAUGCCCAGCACACCCAGAGGCUGCUGCGCAUCCAGGACAUACACCCCUUCGCUAGCCCCCUCAUGCGGGAGUUGUUUGGCAUCACAGAUGGCUGAGCAGCUGCCUCCCCGGGAGAGCCUCUGAGGGGCAGCCUGAGCCAGAGCCCUGCCCUCAGAGCUGCCAUUCCUGGAACUAGAUAGAUGGAUACUGCUGAGAGCUGACAAUGCCCUACAGGUCCUCCCUCCGCGGGGAACUCACAAUCAUUCCUCAGGAAAGGGACGAGGGUCUCCCCAGGCCCCAGCCCAGUCUGUGGAGAGUGAAGCCAUAGACACUUUGAUGGAGAGUGCACCGGCCUAUAGGCCAGGUCCAUCCAGAGGCAAGACCACCCUCCCCUUAGAAAUGGCCCUGUGGUCUGAGCAUCUAGUGUCAUGGUGGGAGAGGGGGAGUGUCUGUGAGAGAAGCCAGAAGGCCUACAGCAAACGUCAGAGGCUUGUCAUGACCUCUGUGUCUAUUCUUUCUUCCUUUUGUGUCCUUCAUUCUGUGUCUCUGCACCCGUGCAAACACACUAGCAAGCACCAACGGUAUGCAGCAUGCUGUGGGCUGUGCACCGACUCAGACAUAGUUCCGGACUUCCAAGACUUUAAAAGUUCAACUUGAGAAAACAAAGCAGAAACACAAAGAGCUUUGAGCCAAAGAGGUGGUAAGGG